Pan troglodytes (chimpanzee) is the source of this 1411-nucleotide messenger RNA. RefSeq names its product ring finger protein 113B (gene RNF113B). Gene Ontology annotation, molecular function: metal ion binding. The coding region runs from base 64 to 1032 and encodes 322 amino acids. The transcript is spliced from 2 exons. The record is from RefSeq and is a predicted model, not a curated record. Gene Ontology annotation, cellular component: U2-type spliceosomal complex. Gene Ontology annotation, biological process: snoRNA splicing. Lineage: Eukaryota; Metazoa; Chordata; Mammalia; Primates; Hominidae.
AGCGACGCAAGGGCGACGCAAGGGCGACGCACGCCACGGCCGUUGGGCGCCUGAGACUCAAACAUGGCAGCGCCACCUUCUCCAGGAAGGACGGCCGACCAAGCAGACCAGGUAUGCACCUUCCUCUUCAAAAAGCCUGGACGGAAAGGGGCUGCAGGCCUCAGAAAGCGCCCGGCCUGCGACCCCGAGCACGGAGAGAGCAGCAGCAGCGGGGACGAGGGCGACACAGUGGCUCAGCCCCCGCGGGUGGCACCGAGGCCCCGGGGCCUCCACAGCUGGCAGAAGGCGGCUCACGGCGACAGGAGGGGCGAGGAGGCGGCGCCUGAGAGCCUCGGCGUAGUGUACAGGUCCACCCGCUCGGCGAAGCCUGUGGGGCCGGAGGACAUGGGGGCCACCGCUGACUUCGAGCAGGACACCGAGAAGGAGCACCAUACGCCGACCAUCCUCAAGCGCAGCCAGCGGGUCCAGGAGGCACUGUGGGGUCGGGAGCACGACCACAUCUACCGGGGAAUCCACAGCUACCUGAGGUACCUGAAGCCCAAGGACACGUCCAUGGGCAACUCCUCCUCGGGGAUGGCGAGGAAGGGCCCCAUACGUGCGCCAGGGCAUCUGCGCGCCACUGUGCGCUGGGAUUACCAGCCUGACAUCUGCAAGGACUACAAGGAGACUGGCUUCUGUGGCUUCGGGGACAGCUGCAAAUUCCUCCACGACCGUUCCGAUUACAAGCUCGGGUGGGAGAUUGAACGGGAGCUUGAAGAGGGUCGCUACUGUAUCUGCGAGGACGAAAACCAUGAAGUGGGAAGCGAGGAAGAGGAAAUACCAUUCAGGUGUUUCAUAUGUCGCCAGGCCUUCCAAAACCCAGUCGUCACCAAGUGCAGGCAUUAUUUCUGCGAGAGCUGCGCGCUGGAGCACUUCCGGGCCACCCCGCGCUGCUACGUCUGUGACCAGCCAACCGGCGGCAUCUUUAACCCCGCCAAAGAACUGAUGGCGAAACUGCAAAAGCUUCAGGCUGCAGAAGGAAAAAAGAGAUGAGAAAGACUCAACUCUGUAUGCACAUUGGGGAGAAGCAGCCUGUUGAGUAAGAUGAGAGAGAUGACAGUCUUCUGCAAUCCCAUGCCUGAGUAUGUAACCAAAAGAAUUGAAAUCCGGAUCUCAAAGAGGUAUGUGCACUCCCAUGUUCACUGCAGUAUUAUUUGCAAAAGCCAAGAGGUGUAAACAACCCAAGUGUCCGUGGAUGGAUGAAUGGACAAACAAAAUGCGAUACACACACACAAUGGAAUGCUAUUAAGCCUUAACGGGAAGGAAAUCCUUUUAAAGAUUUAAACUGAUCCUUUUAAGGAUCACAUGCUACAACUAGAAUGAACCUUGAAGACGACACUGUGCUAAGUGAAAUAAACUAGUCACAAAAUGA